AUGCCUGGGGGUUCUUCUAUGCCCUCAUUCAGUGGCGUGGACUCGUGCCUCUCUUCGCUGAAAAGCUGCCAAUCGUACAUAAGCACUGGAAUGGAUAUCACUACGAACGUGGCUCUUGACCUUGUGGAACAUCACAAUGACAUGGAAGAAGUGGACGAAAUGGAAAAAGUGAUGUUGGAAUAUGCAGCCAUGAGCAGAGAAGUAAGCCACUAUAUGCAAGCAGUUGAAGAUACUGUAAAUAAGAUAAAGCGAGAGAAACCAGAAACAGUACCGGAUCUGAAAGAUUUAGUCCAGGAGAAUUUUAUGACUCUGGAGAGCACAAACAGUGACCUUGAGCUGAAGAGAAAUGAAAAAUUCGUCCUUUUUAAGGAGCAGCUGAAGCAAAUGAAAACACAGUUUGGUGUUCAGCUGGACGCAGGAGAAAGCGAGGCCCUGGAACAAGUCGAUGAAGAUCUAACCGUGACACAAAGUCAGACUAAUUUCAUAUGCCCCAUCACACAGGAGGAAAUGAAGAAACCUGUAAGGAAUAAAACCUGCGGUCACACCUUUGAGGAGGAUGCCAUCCUGAAAGUAAUCAUGCACAGGGAGAAGCAGAAUAAGAAAGCCCGCUGCCCCAAAGUUGGCUGUAACAAUGUCGAAGUCAAGAGAUCAGACCUGGUGCCGGAUGAAUUCCUUAAAAGAGCAAUUGACCGUCGGAAUAAACACAGCCAGUGA
Molecule: messenger RNA, 714 nt
Organism: Euleptes europaea (tarantolino)
Lineage: Eukaryota; Metazoa; Chordata; Lepidosauria; Squamata; Sphaerodactylidae
Gene: NSMCE2
Product: NSE2 (MMS21) homolog, SMC5-SMC6 complex SUMO ligase
Exons: 6
Coding region: 1-714 (237 amino acids)
Biological process (GO): protein ubiquitination; protein sumoylation; double-strand break repair via homologous recombination
Cellular component (GO): nucleus; Smc5-Smc6 complex
Molecular function (GO): ubiquitin-protein transferase activity; zinc ion binding; SUMO ligase activity
Source: RefSeq, a predicted model, not a curated record